ACGUCAAUUCGCGAUAUCUAGAUGGCGUUGAAGUGACGUAUGAAGGGAUAUCUCUGUGACGUCAAAGACUGACUUGAAAUAUUUAGAAACAGGAUAUAUACACAUGUUUACAGGACUUUGUUUAAGAUCGAUGUUUAAGAUCGAUGUUGCUAUGACAACCAUAAAGCGAAUCCUGCUGAUUCUGGGACUCCUGACUGCAAUGACAGCAUCUGUGAACGCACAAUGGUCCACGUGGGUGCACGUCAAAACAUACAUAUGUCUGCCAGUAUGUAGAAGAGCCUUGGCGUUCAAGAGGUCGUGUGCCAACGAAAGCUCGACCGUGGACGGGACGCGAUGUCCCGGCACCGAUAACAAACUGCUCAUAGAGGACUGCGAGGGAGGAUUGUGUACCAGAGUGGACGGCCAAUGGACGGCGUGGCAGAGACACGAUGUCGGAGAAUGUUUGCAGUCCUGUACGAGAAAGGUGACACUGACGAGGACGUGCACGGAUCCCAGUCCCGGACGUAUAGGAGCCCCGUGUCCCGGAAGUGAAUACACCAGCGUCUCAGAACAAUGUCUGGGAGGAAAAUGCCUGAGAGUGAAUGGGCAAUGGACAUCCUGGGAAAGAUAUCACGUGCUGCCAUGCCAAACAAACUGCAGGAAAGGCGUGGCCUUGAGAAGAACAUGCACAAAUCCACGCCCCGUCUCAGGCGGAAAGGACUGUCCAGGAAGUACCGCUAUUGUGAUCUCAGAAGAGUGCGACGACUUCCUGUGUAGACAAGCGGUCGCGCACUGGGCACCGUGGUUUAGACACAACGUUGGACCGUGCCUGCCGUCGUGUAUAAGAACAGUGAGAUUUUCGAGAACGUGCCGGACCGUGAAGGGCGGGGCUCAUCAGUGCCCGGGAAGCAACAGUUCAGUGGGCACAGAGGGUUGCCAGGGUGGCCACUGUACGAAAGUUGAUGGAAGAUGGACGUCCUGGUACCGACAUUACACGGCGCCCUGUGAAUUGAACUGUAAAAGGGGCGUGGCUUUCAAGCGGACUUGCACGAAUCCCCGCCCUAGUGGGUGGGGAAAGAAGUGCGCGGGGAUGGCAAACAAGCAUACCACGGAGGAAUGUUCCGGUUACCUGUGUACCAGAAAAACCGUGGGGGGACAGUGGUCAGUUUGGAGCAAGACUGGUGUCGGCCAGUGUCCGUCCACGUGCAGCAGAACGAUUGUGCUGACCAGGACGUGUACUAAUCCAUCCGGGUCUCCAGGCUGGCUGCACUGCGCAGGACGGAACACCAUGCGGAUCACGGAAUACUGUGAUGGAGGAAACUGCGUGGGAAGGAAGGUUCCAGAAGAGUCUCACUGGGCGUCGUGGACUGUAUACCACGCUGGGCGGUGUCCGGACUCGUGCGAGAGAACGGUCACUUUAUCCAGGACGUGUAUGACCCCGAUACCUUCAGACGGGCACGUGCAGUGCGUGGGACCCAAUGCCAAGGUCAUCCGAGAAGACUGUACGGGAGGCACUUGUGGUGAAGCUCUAGGAAAUUGGAUAUUACCAAAACUUAACCCGGACUAUGACAACAUACCUAUACCUGCAGUGGAUGGCGGAUGGUCCUCGUGGAGUAUCCUGCAGACACAGUUUGACGAGUGUCCACCCGACUGCCGCCAAGUAGUCUACUUAACAAGGGUGUGUUCCAAACCCGCCCCGUCAGGAGAGGGUCUCCGGUGUCGGGGAAGCAACACACGCGUCAGAACUGAAAACUGUUGUGCUCAUCACACGGCAAACGCUGCUACACAGAAAUGUAUCGGAGGCAUCUGCACCGAAUCCCAGUACAAGUUGAACGUGAUCGCAUUAACAGCAAUCGCUGGUAUGACACUGGUCAUAAUGAUCGCAAUUGGUUAUUUUUAUCACAGAAUCUGUUCGCAUCGGUCGCCGCUACACCACUGUCACUGUUAAGAACCAGUUUUCAACAUCAACAUAUCGCCGUGCGAAGAGUAAAGAACAACCAAGAAAGUCCAGGGAUCAGAAAUCAGACACAGACCCCAAGGAGCACCACCAGAUGUCCUUGACCUUAGGCUACCACUUAGGCUUAGGAUUCCACUUGACAAAAAUAACCGCUGAAGGCACGUCCAUGUUAUUUUGUCUACAGUAUCGAGAAACUCAAAUGAAACCCGUUACAUAGUGGUCUCUGAUACAUACGUAAAUAUAUAUUGUCAGAGAGAAGCAAAUGACAGUUUAACAAAUUUGACAGAGAUGUUGAGAGAGUGUAGUAACACAAAUGUAUUUCUCUCCAGGUCAGUGUGCACAAUCUAUUGGCAGAGGGUUCGCUACGCUAUACAUUGCAUAUCACUUAGAGAGAGAGAGAGAGAGAGAGAGAGAGAGAGAGAGAGAGAGAGAGAGAGAGAGAGAGAG
Molecule: messenger RNA, 2383 nt
Organism: Gigantopelta aegis
Lineage: Eukaryota; Metazoa; Mollusca; Gastropoda; Neomphalida; Peltospiridae
Product: coadhesin-like
Exons: 14
Coding region: 104-1927 (607 amino acids)
Source: RefSeq, a predicted model, not a curated record